AAUUGAGGUUAAUAUAGCGGCUUCUACAGAAAUUCAAUUUAAUGCAGAUCCAAUCAAACAAACGUACAAUCCCCCGAAGAUGUCCCAAACGACCCCCGGCGACACUCCUCCCGAACAAGUCCACUCGAAGAGCAUUAUCGUAAUACACCCCGGCUCUCUGAACCUUAGAAUCGGGCGCGCCUCCGAUUUGAACCCUUUAACCGUGCUACAUGCCAUAGCGAGACGUAGAUUGCCUUACGGCCAAAGCUACAGGGACACUUUCCUGCCCGAACGAAUAGAUCUGAGCCAACCCCAGGAGUUCGAAGAAGCCAGGUUGGCCGUUUCGCACACUCUGCAGUCCUGUCUGCAGUCGGACGGUAGGAGGAGAUAUGCUACUCCCCCACAGCAAAUCGCAGCGUUCAACCGAAGGUCCCAACCGGAGCUGUUGGGCAAUAAUGGGGGCGAAUGGAUAAAGCCAGAAGGAGACGUGGUCGUAGGCAAUGACAUACUGCGCUUGAACCCCGAAGAGGACUUUAAUGUGCACUUUCCUUACAAGCGGGGCGACUUAAACGUGCACCCUGGAGGUGGCGGAUCUAUAACGGCCAUCAUGGCAGACCUUGAGGCGAUUUGGGGUCAGGUGCUGGAAACGAACUUCCAGAUUAGUAAAGACGAUCUGAAGCAGUGCAAAGCCGUGCUUAUUAUACCGGAUGUUUAUAACCGGAUGUACUUGAGAGAGUUGAUGUACUUGCUCCUGUCCAAAAUGGGGUUCGGAAGUUGUUUCCUCGUGCAGGAUCACCAAAACGUGUCUCAAAUAAAUUAUGAAAAUUGUAUAACAAUAAUCAUUGAUUUUCAUCAAGUAGGUCACUGUAUUCAUAGUGUUAAUCCUACUUUGGCUGUUUCAAUUUUUCUACGUCACUCUGUGACCUUUAUUUUAGGUAUGACUGGACUGAAGGAGAGUCUUGAUACUACGUCUUCGGACCUGCUGAACGACAGCUUCUUAGACAACCAACCAAAUAAUGCUAACGAAGACGACAUAGUUGUCGAUGCUAUGGAUCCCGUCGUGAUGACAUCCGUUCGGGAAUUCGUAACAAAUCCGGGGCAGAUUCUAGGCUUGGAUCAAGCUGUGCUUCAGAGCAUCGACAGGUGUCCAAACGAAGAAAUCAAAAGGAAGAUGUAUGGAUGUAUUCUAGUUGUCGGAGGGGGUAUGAAAUUUUCCGGUAUAGCGACUUGGCUCCAGAACAGAAUAUCGCUUCAAAUACCGUAUCUGUAUAGAGCUGAGCAACUUGAUAUCGUCACCAAUCCGAGGGACAUGGAUUCUUCGAUGGUGGCUUGGAAAGGAGCUUGCAUUCUUUCUUGUUUGGAGACUGCCCACGAGUUGUGGAUUCAGGCGGGGGAGUGGGAGAAAUUUGGGGUUAGGAUUUUGCGAGAAAGAGCGCCGUUUACCUGGUAAAGAUGAAAGAUUGAAACGAUGGAGUGAUUCUUUUUAUUUGAUAGUGUUUAUCAUUUCCAUGUCAUCAUUUAUAAUUGUAAUAUAUAUCGAAAAUAUGAAUCAGCGAUGAGAUGUUUUUUUUAAAUAAAGUCAUUUGAAAAAUA
This is a messenger RNA of Leptinotarsa decemlineata (Colorado potato beetle), 1572 nucleotides long. RefSeq names its product Actin-related protein 8 (gene Arp8). Lineage: Eukaryota; Metazoa; Arthropoda; Insecta; Coleoptera; Chrysomelidae. The record is from RefSeq and is a predicted model, not a curated record.